Messenger RNA from Trypanosoma theileri, 1257 nucleotides. RefSeq lists its product as uncharacterized. The record is from RefSeq and is a predicted model, not a curated record. The transcript has a single exon. The coding region runs from base 1 to 1257 and encodes 418 amino acids. Lineage: Eukaryota; Euglenozoa; Kinetoplastea; Trypanosomatida; Trypanosomatidae.
AUGCGGCUUUACAGAAAUCCCAUACGCAGAGCUACUCCACACAAUUGUUAUUCUUAUUCUUAUUCUUAUUAUUAUUAUACUUCUUCAACACUCUCACAUCUCUGCUGUUACUACUCCUCCUCUUCCUCAACGACCAUCCCAACAAGACAACCAGAAGAAGAAGAAGAAGAACAAGAAAAACAAAAACUAGUGGAUAGUGGUAUUUCCUCCUGUGAUCAUCCCAAUAACUCCUCUUCUUCUCUCUCUUCCACAUAUAUUGGAACCCGCCUGACUUCAUAUAUGUUAUCACCUGUUUUUGAAGAACGGCAUUCAUUAUGGCAAUGGCGUACAGUUGUUUGGCGAGAUUCUCUUCACGCCGUACCGUUUCUUCUCUAUUGUGCCCCGAGUGUUCCACUGCGACGUCCAUUUCUUCACAAUGCCACUGCGGAGUGUAUCUACACACACACUGGAGGAAAACGCAAAGUAAAUAAAAGCCUAAUUACUACUAAUACUAAUACUAAUAAUAAUACUACUACAGGAGAGAAACCACAACAGCAGCAAGAAAGAAAUAAAGGGAAAAGAAAUUACAUGGAGAUGACAGUUCCUACACCUAUUGGGGCAUUACCGGUAAUAGAUGAUACCAUUACACUCUGGGUGGAUAAAUUAUUUUAUUUUCUUGAAGAAGGAGAAAAACGUAUGAAUGAUAUCACCAACACUCAUCUACCGCAUGUGUAUACAGAUGUGUUUAAACAACCAGAUGAUGGGGAACUUGAACUCCCUACACCACCAGGCUUUAAUCCUAAACUUCAUGAUUCCACCAAUAUGAACAGUACUACUACUAAUACUAAUAAUACUAACAAUACUAAUAAUAGUAGUAAUAGUAGUAGUGGGUGUGAUAGUAGUAUUCAUAAUGAGAAGAAUAAGAAUAAUAAUUCCACCAAUCUCAUAUACGACUCUCCCAUUUCCUAUUCACCGUGUAGUAUUCCUGUAUCCCAUCGUAAUGUGAUUGGUUGUGGAUUGGCAGAAGUCAUCGUAGCGAUUGAUCGCUAUGCAGCCAUGUUGGCAAGGCGUGAUAUCACUUACGCCAAAGCCUGUUGGGCUGUAUUAGUGGAUAGUAAAGCAGAUGUACAGCCAUAUCUCCGUUGUAAUGCUGUUGCUAUUGAGAAAGAUCUCAUCGCAGGAGCAGAAGCCCAUAAAGCCAUUAAUGCCGCAAUGGGAGAUCCUGUGAGACGACCACUACUUCGAUUGGCAGAUUAUCCUUCUCUUGCAGGUUGGUAA